AUGUUGAGGAAGUUUCUUCCUCGACAAACUACUGGUUUUCUGCAGUUCAGUACACGAAAAUUUAACCCCUGUAAUCUAUUUCUGUUUCGAAACUGUUCCUACAUUGAUCAAAACUUGGAGCCUGAAAUGGCAGGUGGAGGAGGGACAGAGUACCAUGAUUUUCCCAAAGAGGAAGAGAAAAUUUUGGAACUUUGGGGGAAGUUAGAUGCCUUUAAGACUUGUUUGCGACAAUCCAAGGAUAAACCGAGGUUAGAAUUGCGUAUAUCUUGCUUUCUUGUAUAAAAUUAUGAAUUUGAUGCACGGAAACGCAAAGGAAACAAAAAUGAAAGUGGUGAGUGGACUUCUCCUUAGUAGAGAGAGGUCUGGAACUAGGAUAUUAUUUUCCUGAUUUUACCCAAAUUUCUUUUCGUUGUAUUGCUACAGGAUUCCCAAUAUUGAAAGGGAAGUAGGUGGCACCUAUGAUGUCAUUUUUCUCCCUCGAUAGCAUUUGCUGUCAUUGGCUACUUCAUGGUAACAUGACAUCCAACAAUAAAAACCACUAGCCAGGAUGAGUGCCAGAUCUUAUGUAGACCUGGAUCAGUAAAAAUCAUAAAUACUGACUAGAAAAACAGGAAACUGAUCUGUAUAGCAAGAAAACUAAAAGAAAUAUUAAAAAACAAUGUGGUAAAGUUCAUUUGCAACGACCUUUUGGUUUUCAACACAUACCUUUCUCUGGGGGAUGAAAAAGGGGGAAAAAGGUUAAUGUUGCACACCCCAAUACCAGCCUAUUUUUCUACUUAAAUAGUAUCCACAAUUAAAAAGAAACUUUUUUCUGCCAUGAGUUUAGUCUGAAAUUAGAGCUAUGUUAGUAUGCUGUUGUUCAUGAAUGUUGUUGUGGCAUAACAAAUAAUGGUUAGGGUUUAGAACUCAAACUGAUCCCUGUAUAAACUAACUUUUCUGAAUACAGUGAAACCUCUUUUAAGCCGCCACCUUCGGGACCUUCCCAAGUGUCUACUUAAUAGAGGGUGUCCACUUAAUAGAGGCUGGUAAAAAUUGUGCAAUGUAAAAAUAAUGAUGAUAAUAGUUUAUUAACACUUCUGGCAGUUAAAAACUGAAAAAACAGUACAAUUUACAAUUGGAUACUAAUAAUUAAGUCUAUUUACGAUAGUAAGUAUUACAAUAAUAAUGGAAUCAAGAAAACCUAAAAAUAAAAAAAGUCAUUUUCCCUCUUUGUCCUUUUCAUUGUUGUAGUGGUUUUAGUAUUUCCUGAUCUUAACUGAUAUGGGAUAGAUCUUGUCAUAACUUGCGGAGCUAAGAAAGAUAUGGGGUGGCUCUCAUUCCUCAUAUCUGCCAUCAACUUCUUGCAUAUGAAUAUCCUGCAAUCUGUCAGUUCAAGUCAAGUCAGUUUGUUAACGAUUAACUUUCAACGGUUACUCUGUACUGUGAUAAAGUUCCAUGCAGGUUUUUGAGGAAGCUGUGCUGUACUUUGUGCAAGACUUUCGGUUUAAUGUACAGUUUAUUGACAGCUAAAUGUAUUUCUAUUAAUUGGCUACUGUUUGUAUUUCAAGGACAUAAUCCAAUAGUACUAUUGUCAAUUCAGUUCGAUGUCCGCUUAAUAGAGGUUAUCAACAAUAGAAAUUAGCCAAAUACAAUAUAUUUUAGUGUCCGGGUGUGCUUCACAGAGGUGUCCUCUGAAUAGGGGUUCAUUUUAAAGGGACCCAGUUUAGUGGCCGCUUAAUAGAGGGUGUCCGCUUAAUUGGGGGUCUGCUUAAUAGAGGUUUCACUGUAUUUUUAAGUCUUUAUGAAAGUGCCAUGCAACACUUUAAAAGUGUUGAUAUAUUUUGUCUUUUGUCCAGGUAUUCCUUUUAUGAUGGACCUCCCUUUGCCACUGGUUUGCCUCAUUAUGGCCACAUUCUUGCUGGUACUAUUAAGGUAAAGAAAAUGGCAAAAGUUAAUUAUUGUCUUGUAAUAAAUUAAUAAUUAACUAACAGAACUCUCCUACUGGUGUUUGUUUGGGGCAUGAACUCCACUGUAAAACUGGUUGAAGCUUUAUUACAUGAUAUUGAUAAAUUUUGUGUUUAUACACAGGACAUUGUGACAAGAUAUGCCCACCAGUCUGGUUAUCAUGUAGAAAGGCGUUUUGGAUGGGAUUGUCAUGGUCUUCCUGUGGUAUGGUAUUCAAUUUUGUUCAAUACAUUUUGUCGUAGUAAGUAACAAACACUUCAAGGUUUUUACAGUUUUCACCCCUGGGAACCUGUAGCAACGAGGUGACUUUUAUGAUGUUGGUAGGUAUUUUGAAUAAUAGGGUUACCUGUAUCUGUAAGCAAAGAGUGUCAGCAAUUAGCUCAGACAUUUGUUAUACUGAUAGACUGUUAACAUGAAAAUUGAUCUUUGAUAAAAAAUAUCCUGAGAACCUUGCAUAACUUCAUAUUUUCAGUGUAUCUCUUUUAUAUAGACUACUUCUGGUGUACAACAUAAUUACAUGUACCAACAAUGCUUUAUCUGACAUUAUUGUCCUUUCACAGGAAUAUGAAAUUGACCAGAAGCUGGGAAUUAAGGUAUAUUUCAUUAUUACUAUUCACAUAACAAAAAAUAGGGUGUUGUGAAUAAUGUGUAAACUGUUCUAUUUUGUUAUUGUUUGAAUAAGUCUGUAUUUCUUUUUCAUAUUAAAAUAACAAAACAACAUUGAAUUAGAUCAACCAAUGAGCAAAUUUGAAAGUUUUAAGAAAGGUGCUCAAGGCCCAACUAUUUCUACAUCUCAAGGGUCAAUACUUACAUAUCAGCAUGAAAGAGACAAGUCAUGAAGAAAAUGGAGCAUGAAUAACAUCGUAUUUAAACAAAUUAAUUUUUUGAAAAAAGCUAGAGUAUUAAUGUUGUUAAUUCAUUGUGUUGUAGAGUCCAGAUGAUGUUGAAAAAAUGGGAAUUGCCCAAUACAAUGAGGAAUGCCGAAAAAUUGUGAUGCGUUAUUCCAGUGAAUGGGAGGUAAUAUUUGUGAAUUAAUAUUUAAUACACUGGCCAGUGUUGACUUCUUUGUGGUAAAACCUGCUUGCACUUGUCUCACCAGGACAUAUUUCAUAAGAGUGUCAUCUACUUGCCAUGUGCAUCACUGGGUGUCUUGAAAACAUUAGACCCCUAAGACCCCCACCGAAUGACUCUGAACUUUAUUGAUUAGGGUUAGGAAAUUGAGUGAAUCAGGUUCCAUUUACGUCAUUAUAGUUCAGAGUCAUUCGGUGGGGGGUCUUAGGGGGUCUCAGGGGUCUUUGUUUUCAAGACACCCAUACAUUGCCUGCAUAUGGACUUUUAAGAACCUUCUGCUACCUGGUGUCCGCGGUUUUAAAAUGGGACUGAUGAGCUUAAUUUCAGUCACUUCUGUUUGGCUUGUGUUGUUUUUGGUCCAGGUUUUUUUCUUCUAGUAUAGCCGUUACAGGUCAAAGCUAUUAAUUCAGGUUAAAAGGUUGAUUCUCAAUUUCUGUUGUCUCCUAGCUCUGGUUAUUCAUGAAUUAGGAGACAAAGGAACUUGAGAACCAACCUAGGUUAAAAAAUCUCAGCCUGAAGUUAAUUUUUACCUUUCAUGUUACAUGAUCUCCCCAAAAAACCUAUGAUACGAUAUUUGCAUAUGACCAUUUUCUGUUAUCUUUAAGUUUAUUGUCAAGAGGAUGGGGCGGUGGAUUGAUUUUGAGAAUGACUACAAGACGCUGUAUCCUUGGUUUAUGGAAUCUGUCUGGUAUGUACAUUGGGUCACAGGAAGUAAAGCAAUCCUUCUAACUUUAAUAGGCUCAUAUAAAUUAUGGGUCGGUUAUUUAAAUGAUGUCUUACUUUAGGCCGCCGUUUAUCAAAUCUUUGGACCUCUAGAUCUCUUCCAUAGUGGGUUACUUUAAGAAAAUAAGUGCUUUUCCAGGCUUGGCCUUUUGCUGUCUUGAAACAUUUCUUGAUAAAUAGUGUUAAGAUAAAAGUGUUGGGCAAACUGAAAAUGGCUUAGAACAUGGUUUUGUUAGAUACUGCCUAAACUCUGAUUAAAUAACUGGCCCUAUAUGUUGUAGUUUUCAAAAUAAUUGACAAAAUCUUUUCUUUAGGUGGACAUUCAAACAACUGUAUGAUAAAGGAUUGGUUUAUAGAGGUUUCAAGGUAUUGUUAGUUCUGGUCAGAAAAUUAAAAAAAUGUAUAAUUAUUCUUAACUGUACAUGUAUACGUGGUAUUUUUAGUGGUGAGGGCUUACCACAACAAACAACUGAUCUUUUGACUUUUCAUUAUUUUUCUGUUUACCUCCUACUUCAAUAUUAUUCUUAUAUGUUCUUGUUAGGUCAUGCCAUAUUCUACAAGGUGCAAUACUCCACUAUCAAACUUUGAGGCCAACCAAAAUUACAAGGACACUGUGGAUCCCUCUGGUUAGUACAUCGUUACAGUGACACAACAACAACAACAACAACAACAACAAUGAAUAUACUUAUAAGUCAAUAAAAUCAUCAGAGUCAAAGAUUUUCCUGUUGUAAGUUCUAGCACCCAUAAAAAAGACUUUUUCUAAUAUGGGUACAUGUAAAAAAGUUGACAAGUUAAAAGCUGUUGCACAACAAGUUUAGAGAUUACUGUAACAUGAGGCAGUUAUUUACUUUCAAUUAUAAAGCACUAGCUAUUGUUUUCAGAAUCAUUAUUUUUUUAUUUUAAUGUAGUUAUUGUACACUUUCCCUUGGAUGACAAUCCUGAUGUUAGUAUGAUUGCAUGGACGACCACCCCCUGGACUCUUCCUAGCAACCUUGCUCUUGUUGUGAAUCCUGAUAUGGACUAUGUCAAAGUGAAAGGUGAUAUAUAAAUUAUAUAUUUACACUCUUAUUCUUAAUACCCAUUAAUCACCUUCCAAAUUGUUUGUCAAACUGGUGAACGCCAGUGACAUGCAUCUCACGUAUAUCAUUGAUAAUGAUGUCAACAGCACUGAAUCAUGUGUUAAUGAGGACAUACUGGCUAGAUCGAUGGUUGUACAUUGUUAUCGGUGUGACUGAAUAGUAAUCAAUUGUGUUUGAAAUACCUUGAGAGCUGAAGUUUUAGUUUGACUACAUGGUACAUCCUUGAUACCAAAACUUAAAACAGGUUUAUAAACUGGAAAGUCGUAGGUUAGUAACAUGGGAACGCUAAUUUUAUGAAACUUGUCUUGAUACUUGCAGACAAUGGUACAGAAAAUACCUACAUUAUGAUGGAAGCUAGACUUGAUGCUUUAUUCAAAAAACCUGAGGAGUAUACUGUAAUAGAAAGGUUUGCAGUCAUUAUAAGACACAAUUACAGCAGAACAUCAUGUAGUAUUUCUUGCAUUAUGUUACAGCAAAAAAAUGACAACUUGCUACUAGGUGGAUUUUGAUAUUUACUGCUGAAAACAGGAAAACUGUAUUAAAUCAUUCAAUUCUUGUUGAAAAUCUACUACUUGAAAGGUGUAUAGCAAAGAUACCAUGAAUUUUUCAAGAUCAGGCCCAGGCUUGGUGCUUUGUAGAUAGUUGGUGCUUGGUUAAAAAAAAUCAUGAAAAUAAAAGCAUUUUUUUUCCAAGCAUGAAAGUCAUGGUUAUUUAAUUGUUGGUCAUAGGAAGUUGUGGAACAUGAAAUAGGCUUGGUGGAUUAAUCACUGGAAAUUUCAACAGCAUGCAUAAGUGAACCCAAAAGGUUGCAUGUGUGAAACCAAGUAAUAAACAAACAUAGUUUGGAAACAUUUUCAGAGAUGGCAGCCACAUAAACUAAAGGUCAUGGAAAAUUGGAAAAUGUAAUAAGAAGACAGAGAAUUUAAGAGCUCGAAACAGUGUGAACCCUUUACUCGUAAUUUUUUGUCAUUUAUAAAAACUAUUUGCUUUAACAGAUUUAAAGGAGCAUCCCUGAAAGGAAAGACCUACAAACCUCUCUUCACUUACUUCCAAGAUGUGAGUGUAAAUUUUUAUUGCUAUUUUGAUGAAAGAAAUUAUGAACGAUGUUUAGCCUUACCUGUUUCAAGUUUGAAAGUUACUAUAAGGAUCCUAUAGACCCAUUUUAUUCUGUGCCAAUCUAAUACCUUUAGGAUGAAUGUAAAUAUAUUUUAUAUUUUGGUAUUUUAUUUUUACUCCAUCUAAUAGAUAAUACAUCAGUUGUACAAUAUUAAUUAGUACAAGGUUGUUUAAACUACGUGUACAUAAUGUUUGCAAGAAAAAAAUUAGAAUAAAGAUGGGCACAUUAUAGUAAAACUAAUUAUGGCCCUGUUACAAGAUUGACUUUAUUCUAUUAUAGCUUUGUUAUUCAUUAAAACAAAAAUAUGCACGCACACACAUACACACGCACGCAACUCAAUAUUGAGCAAGAUAAUAUUUUUAAGUGCCUUUUUGAACAGAAGUUUCAAUGAUUUAUUGCGAAUAGAAAGAGGAGAUCAUUGGAGUAGUAUUUUCCAGCGACGGGGGGGGGGGCAAAACUUUUGAAUAUUAAUUCUCGAGUUGGGAAUAGGUAAUUUCUGAGAAGAUGCACUUUGUGUUAUUCUGGAUUACCUGAAGACAUUCCAGUCAAUAAAGAAACUUGGCAAUGACAGGUCUGAGGUCAUUUAUUGAAGCGCCAGUCCUCGGCCGCCCAAUCCUAUGCGCGUUCUUUAUCAUGGGUUUGAUGCCCAUAUCAUUACAUAGUAUGGUCUUCAAUUUUAUUUUUCAAUACAGUUCUUAUUUGAGUCCUCGAGAAUGUUGUAAAAUCAUAGGUUGAAAUCUCUUGAGCAACGUUCCAAUGAUAGAAGCCUUUUGCACGCUUGGUUUACAUUAGUAGCAAGCUUGCUGACCUCAUCUUCCAAUUUGUCAACUCUGGUCAUGGCCAUGUGGACUUCACCGUUUAGAGUAUCGAAGUUUAGGUUAAGCGACUCUGUAGUUCUUUCGAGUUAUUGUUCGAAGGAUUUCAAGUCUUUUUUGCUUGAUUAGUCUUCAUGGUUUUGACAUCCUGUCGAAUGGUUUCAAGGCAGUCCUUCACAUAUGAUUCAAAACUAUCAUCAUUCACGUCUUGCUUCUUUCCUCUCUUUGACAUAUUCAAAUAAAAGACACCAACAGGAACUCUUACAUGAAAAACUAAAUUAUUUAAACACACAAAAAAGGUAACAAAUAACACUAAACUAUACUAGCCAGCUUCAAAAGACCCGGCCAUCAUCAUCACUGACUGCUGACCGUGUUAAUAUGUAAGGUAGUGUAGAAGGUUAUAGUCAUGACUGAUUGUUAUCAUUGUCUUUUUAGUUUAAAGAUCAAGGAGCUUUCAAGGUGCUAGUAGAUGGUUAUGUGACUGAUGAAAGUGGUACUGGUGUUGUCCAUUCUGCUCCAGCCUUUGGUGAGGUUAGUGUAACUUGCAGUCAUAGUAAAAUUGAUGUUUUUUUAUUGUAUGUUUUUUUUAUAUAUGUGGCAUUAAUUAAGCUGUUUGUUUUUGGUUCUGUGACUCUGCUUGUGGUGCUAAAUAUUUUUUUAAAUUCUAUUUUUGUCCAGGACGAUUACAGAGUUUGUUUGGCCAAUGGAAUCUUGCAGAAAGGGAGCAAAAUACCUUGUCCAGUGGAUCCAAGUGGAAAAUUCACCGACGAUGUGUCUGAUUUCAAAGGACAACAUGUCAAGGUAUAUAAGCCUGGCCAGUAUGCAUGGUGCACACACUGGUAAUUUAUUUUUUGGACAGAAUGUUUUGUAAGGAUGCCCCAAGUAAUGGGGAUUCUAUAACUGAUACAUAACACAUUAUGAUUGUAAUGUGACUUAUUUCUUGACGGUAGGAUGCUGACAAGAAUAUCAUGAAGUGGCUGAAGCAGCAAGGCAGCCUAGUACACCAAAGCACUCAUAAACACAGUUAUCCAUUCUGUUGGAGGUGUGGCCGAUUUUUGUUUAAGCCAGUUGUAGCCAUAGUCUUAAUCAUAGUCAUAAGCCUGACAGAAUCAGAAUGUUUUUCUUCCAACUCUGCAUAUGAUUAAGUGAAAACCAGAUUGGCAGAGUCAGAAGCAGAAGAAUGAGGUUAAACCAAUUAGAAUGCUUGUUCGCAAGUAUAUUAAUUGGUUAAAAUUCUCCCACUUUUGCUUGUGACUUUGCACAAUCUGGCUUUAACUAGAUUGUAAGCCACAGAGUUGUAAAAAGAAAUUAUUUUGCCAAAAAAUGUUGAAAUAAUUAAAAUAAUAGUUGUGCCAUGUGAAAAUGCUGCCAAAUGGUGAGAACUGCCUGGUUUUUUUAAUGCAGAUCUGACACACCACUGAUAUACAAAGCUGUUCCUGGAUGGUUUAUUCAUGUUGAAUCUCUUGUGGACAAACUGCUGGUCAAUAACAAGAAAUCUUACUGGUACGUUAGUGUGCCUAUUCUUCUUGCUGUCUUAUUAUUCUCAUUGUGUAAAUACUAUGUAAUCAACAGUGUGGAGUAAUUUCGGUAAAGUCUUCUUUAUUUAAUUAGCUAAAUCUGCAUAGAUUACAGGCAGACUUGUUUGCUACAUUGUAAACCGUGUCUCCUAUGGUUCCUCCAUUCAUGUAGGGUUCCAGAAUUUGUGCAGGAAAAGCGCUUUCACAAUUGGCUUGAAAAUGCUCAUGACUGGAAUGUGUCACGCAAUCGUUACUGGGGUACACCAAUUCCUCUUUGGGUCAGCGAUGAUUUUGAAGAGGUAUGUUCAGCAUUAAACCAGUUCUGCAUUUUACGUGGUUGAAUGUGCAUAUCUGUUGUGGCAAAUAUGUCAAACUUAUUUGUAAAAUUUUCUUUCUGUAGCAACUUCUCGUGAUGUAAAUAGCGCAACAGUGACUGUUCCUUUAUGAAUCAACAGGUUGUUUGUGUUGGAUCCAUUGAUGAGUUGGCAGAGUUAUCAGGAGUGAGAGUCACUGAUCUACAUAGAGAAAGGUGUUUAAAUUCGGUUUCUGUAGUCAUUUUAUAUAUUCAUUUUAUUUAGUCUUUGAUAUCUUGUAAUUUAAUGUACUUUUCAUAACAGGUCCACGACAGUAUUCGGUAGCAAUUUUUAAUCUGUUUUAUCAGAUAUCAAAAUAAAUUGAUGUAUUUACAUGAAUAGUGUGGCUGUCAUUAGCUUACAAAUUUAAAAAGAAUUCAUUAAGCAGUAUCACCAAGUCUCAGAGCCAGACUAAAUUGUGUCCUGUAGCACUAAUUAAAAGUAACUAUCAAAAAGAAAAGAAAUGAGAAGAACACUUAAGGGCAUCUCUAUCCCUAACCCCAAUAUAGUAUCAUGAGUGAUUGGUCAUUUUUUAUUAGAAUGGCAUGGAGUAAGUAGUUUGUAUUAAUUUAACACUAUGUGUAUUUGCCUAUAUUCAUUUAUACCCCCUUCAGUGUAUGUAUAUUGUACAGGUCUACUUUGAUUUUAGAAAAAACUUUAAACCUGCAACAUAUAUACCCUGACCUGCAACAUAUAUGUUGUAGUUAUAAAGGAUAUUACAUGGCCGCGGGGAGAUACGAAAUUUCACUUUGAGUGUUGAAAAAUAUUUCAAGAGUGAGCACAGUGAACGAGUGAAAUACUUUUUUCAACGUGAGAAGAGAAAUCUUGUAUCUCCAAUCGACAAUGUAAUGUUCUAUUUACUAUAUAAACAACAAUGAAAUACCAAACCCUUUUACUAAAAUCGUUUUUUGGUCAGAAGGCGCUGUUUAUUAUGAAACCAUAGCAACGGUGAUAUUUUCACAUGCAAAGAUAACAUGGUAUUUUCACAUGUGAAGAUAUCAAGUUUUCGCGCGAAAGCUGACCUGGUAUUUCAUUGGUGUUUAUAUAAUAAACAAGUUUCAUAUAACAUUAUGUGACUUACUUUUCAGUGUUGACAGCAUCACCAUCCCAUCAAAAACAAACAGAGGAGUUUUAAGGAGAGUGACUGAAGUGUUUGACUGUUGGUUUGAAAGUGGAAGGUACUGUAGUAUCAGACUGUACUGUGAUGAUCACAAUUCGCUGCUGUGUGGUCAAUGCAUUUUCUGUUGCUUGAAAUAAUUCUGUAUGUAUGAUCAGACCAUAAGAAGCAAGGGGAGAUGUCACAAUUUUGGUGAAAGCAUUGCAAGAUGAUAGUAACAACAACAAAAAAACAAGAGCUGAUAAGUUUUUGGUGUUUUUGUGCAAUAUUUUUCAUUAUGGCUUUAACUACUGCAAGGAUUGCCUUUCUGUCCAUUUUCAGUACUUGGAAAAUUUUUUUGAUGUAAUAACAUUGUAGAUGAAAGGGUCUUUCUUUUUCUAUUGUCUGAUCAAUAUGACUAAGUGACAAGAAUGAAUGAUUGGUGCAAACUUUUUUAUUUGCAGUAUGCCUUAUGCUCAGUCCCACUACCCAUUUGAAAAUAAAAAGGAGUUUGAAAAAUCAUUUCCAGCUGAUUUCAUUGCUGAAGGAAUUGAUCAAACAAGAGGAUGGUAAGAUAAUUUAAUUUGAAAUAUCUUGUACUCUAUAACUUGUUUAGUUGUAAAUGUUGUUGCUAUACUGAGUACUUCACAAUGUUUAAUUUUGCAGGUUUUACACAUUGCUGGUUAUCUCAACUGCUUUGUUUAAUGAGCCACCGUUCAAAAAUCUUAUUGUCAAUGGACUGGUUCUUGCUGCGUGAGUCAACCUUUUUUUCCCGCUUGCCUUACCCUUUUCAGAGGCUAUUUAGUAAAUAAUCAUUCCUUUGGUUUGUUUGUUUGCUUUUUUCUCUUUCUUUGUCAGCAUAACUUUUGUAUUGAUUUGUAUGAUUGGCAGGGAUGGAGCAAAAAUGAGUAAGAGAAAAAAGAAUUAUCCUGAUCCAAUGGAAAUUGUCAACAAGUAUGGGGCUGAUGCAUUAAGGUGGGUAGGAUUUAACCAACAAUGUUAGAGAAGCAAAUAAUAUAAUACAACCGUAUUAAUUUAUUUCAUGACACCCAUCUGUGUUUAGUGGCAAAAAUCUGUUUUUUGCUUCAUUCUAUUAUCACUGAAUUAGGCAUCCAGCUUGACAGCUUGAUUAGAUGUUGUUACAGUAGCUGGCUCUCUUUAGUGACAUUCAAAAUCAACCUGCUUAAGGUAGUAGAAUUUUGUUAGUCAAGGCAAUUUUAUGAUACAGACCCUAUAAGGUACAUUUUUUUUGUUUCUAUUUUUGGUAGGUUGUACCUAAUCAACUCGCCAGUGGUCAGGGGGGAUACACUUAAGUUCCAAGAAAAAGGAGUCAAGGAUAUUAUCAAGGAUGUCUUUUUACCUUGGUACAAUGCUCACAGGUUUCUUCUACAAAACAUACAACAGUUGGAGAGGGUAAGAUUGACUGACAAUUGCCUUUCAAUAAUGUCAUUCUGGGCUGGAUAUUGUAGGUGUAAUUUACAGGAAAAUAAUGUUUUAAACAAAUAAAUUACGUUAAUGUGGCAACUGUAAGUUCAACUGUAUUAGAUGGAAGAUAGCGUUAGCUUUUUGUUGUGUUUUCACGCAACACCCCCAACGGAAGAGCGUUGCAGGCAACAGUCGCCAGUCAGGGAACUGUUGCCCUGCCGGCAUAACAUACAUUAUUGUACAAAGUGAGCAUGAUACGCGGGGGAAAUAGGGACUUUAAGAAUCAACGACAGGACAUCAACGAGAACGUCAAGAAACCAAUAGGUUUAGUAAGCAACACAACAACUUUGCACAUGCAGUACACUUUUUUGUACAUUUCUUUGCCGUUUUUGCACGACUGCUACGUGAAAAUGCCCAAUUUCGUGUUUUGAGGAGAACGGAAAUAGGCAACGACAAGAUCUUAUUUUUCUUUUUGAACUUGGAUAUGGUCCCUAGGAACUCAACUCCAGUUGGGUCCGCCUACAUUUGACAAAGUAAGUGGGUAGGAAUAAUCGCGAUUAAGACUAAAAGAGCGCAAAUUGACUUUUUAAGCGUCGUUCUUGUUGCCGUCGCGUCGUUGGAUCUUAAAGUCCCUAAUGUAAAAGAUACCGAACUUGGGAAGGAAACUCGCGAGAACAGACGCAUUCAAAUGUUCCAGUUACAAGCUAUUUUAUCUGUUGGAUCAAGUAGUUCGUCACUGCAUUCGUUCUUGUGCCGGCACCAAACACUUUGCUGCUGUUUUGAUCCUUUUACAACAGGAAGGGCACAAGUUUGUUCAUGAUGAAGUCCUUCUGUUAAACCUGGAACUGAAUACCCUUGAUCGCUGGAUUUUGUCGUUUACACAGAGUUUGGUUUUGUUUGUUCACCAAGAGAUGGCUGGUAAGUGCGGAAAUCUGUCAGUGCUCUGGGAAACUAAAAUACGUUUGCAUUAUUAUUAGGUCGGGUAUUUGGGUUUGGUGCUUGCGGCAGUUGUUUCGAAAUGUGCUUUGUCCUUUACGAAAAAAGAAUACAAAAAGGUUACUAUUUCUAUCAAGUGCUUUAUCCAGUUAAGUUAAUGUUUGACUGGGUGUUUUGUGUUUUAGCAUAUCGUCUGUAUACUGUUGUUCCUCGACUGGUAAAGUUCAUUGACUAUCUGACGAAUGUCUAUGUGAGAAUGAACCGCAAGAGGAUUAGGGUAUGAAACAAGUUUUACUUUUCACGAGAUUUUUACUUUCCUGAAAAUUUUACAAGCGGACAUAAUCUGAAUAAAACUCCCCAGAAGUUGGAAUCUUCGUUUUAUUGCGUAAGUUUUGUUCUUGUUCAAGACAGCGAGAUACUCCCAAGUUUUCUUGCGCAUUUUCUAAUUAUUCGCAAUCGCGGUAUUUCACUCAGGUGAUCAAUUUUCAAUACUCUAGGUUACAGACAACUUUCGUGCUCGUGAUCUGACUUGAAUAAGAAUCUUGUUAGUUUAUUACUGUUGUAAUUCUCUCAGAAUGGCUCUGUGCUGCUCUGCUUUCAGGGUGACUGUGGAGAUAAAGAUCGUCACGAGGCUCUUCAGACACUUUUUAGUGUCAUCUUUUCUAUGACAAGACUAAUGGUAGGGUAUGCCAUUUCUCCAUUACCAUUGCCAUUUUUCACCAUCUCAUGUAACUGGAUUAAUGUGAAUUUUAGAAAACAUUAUUUUAAUAUAUACGGUGUCAGAAGAAAUAAGUAGCAGCAUAUUAAUAAUUGAAUUUGCUUGUGUACUAUUCCUGCCUUGUUAAUCCAUUCUUGGGGAGACGGAAGUAAUGGUAAUGGGUUUGACGAUCUUUUGCAGGCAUCUUUUACUCCAUUCAUCACUGAACACAAUUACCAGGCACUGCGUCCUUACAUCCCAGAGAGUAUGAACUCAGAAGAAACACAAAGCAUUCACUACCUAAUGAUCCCGCAGGCAAGGUAAUUUACAUACAGGCACUGAAAUUGUAUAAUUUCGCAAUUAACUGAAACGGUUAUUUGCUUUAGACGCAGACAGUUUUGAUUUACUUUAUUUAUCAGCGCGUUUUCUUUUUAAGAGAAAAACUCAUUGACAAAGAGAUCGAAAGGAGAGUGGCUCUCAUGCUAACCGUAAUCGAGCUUGGCCGAGUUGUAAGAGAACGAAAAACUCUGCCUAUCAAGGUAAGAAAUGUCAAUUUUAGGUUAAUUUUAGGUUACAUUGUCAGUUUACUGAUUUGAUAGCAUUUUCCUGAAUAUUUGGGUAACUCUGUUCAUUUACCCGCUUUUUGUGGACACAGGCCUGCCCAGAGGGAAUGUGCACAAGCGGGACUCAGGUCCUAUGCGAGGUGUCAUCCCUCACAGCUGGGGUCUACAACCCCUUACUCUUUUCGAAAAGUGAUGUGGGUUUUUUUAAGAACAAGUCAGUGAAAGUGCUGUGAGAGGGGACCUACGGUUUUUCAUCCUUAUCCGAGAAAACUAGAUAGUCUAACCAUUUGCAGAUGUCAUUACAAGGACGUUUCGCGCGAAACGUCUCCAGCGGCGAAGAGCGAGGAGGAACGGAUGUUUUCUCAGGCUAGACCCGCGCUCUCCCAACUGAGCUAACCAGGCGGCGGUUAAAAAAGAAAGGUUUGAACCAUAAGUAGGUUGAGUAUGAUCCUCCGGGUGAACGUAGUCCUGAAUAGGACUGUUUUUGUUGACAGUGACUGGCGUUUCGACAACCUGUGCUGUAGUCAUCUUCAGAGUCAAAGUGAGUUGUAUCACGUCGGUAACCUUUCCUUUCCUCUCUGCCCGCCUCGUCUAGCUUUUGCUAUUUGCGGGCGGAGAUCCAUGGCAAAUUGAUGUGUAUGAAAAUAAAGUAUAGUGUAUAGUGUAACUGUCACACACUCGCACUCUCGAUUUCAUCUUCGUGAAGGUGAAGAGUGAGUGGAUACAACACUCGCAUUUGAUUCCAAAAAGUACUGUAUCAUGGGUAAUGAUAUGAUAUCGCAGGCUCAGUAUACUCCAUACCACUUUUAAGGCUGGUGGGGAUCGCUGGUGGGUAGGAUAAGCUAUGGUCACAGUGGAUCCGCUGACCAAUUUUUCGACUUGGAACCUGGUGAACUUUUUUCUUUAACUAAACGCUUGACUGUUGUUGUUUUGUUUUGUUAGUACCCACUUCCUGAACUUGUGGUGAUUCACCAGCAGCAACAGAGUCUUGAAGAUGUGCUGUCUCUUGAAAUCUACAUUAAGCAGGUAUAGCCGCCACCGUAUUACGCAGUAAGGUAGUUUGUUUAAAGAUGUGUGGCUUUUAAUUCUCUUCCUCUCUAAGUUAUAGUUUUAUUUACCUCUUAAUUCCUUGGCAGGAGGUGAAUGUGAGAAAGAUUACAGUAUCUUCUGACAAACAAAAGUUUGGCGUGAGACUCAGGGCUGAGCCAGAUAAUCAGGCUUUAGGGCGAAGGUUGAAAGGUGCUUUCAAGGAAGUAUCUCGGGCAAUUAAAGGUACCACAUCUAGAGUUUGAAGUUAUUAAUAUUCAUGUGUCCUUGAACGAUAUUAAGGACUUAAUGUAUUCUACAGUUAACAGCCUUCCUAACUCUUUUUGGCGUGUUUUAACUGUUUCAGUCGCCGUGUAGUCUAACAUAUUGCUGAAUUUGACAGGUUUGUCGGAUGAGGAAAUAGAGGUUUAUCAGGAUAAAGGAGAACUGUUGGUAGCCGGUCACGUGUUGUCUGGAUCAGACCUAAAGGUAUAGUUCGGUCUGACCUGCAUGCAAUGCGCUGAGACUAAGAAAUGAUUAGUUUGAACUCACUUUAAGCCGAACACUUGUGUUGUUUUACCAACAGAUUAUGUACUCACUUGAUCAGAGUGACUCAACUCCUUCUGCUUAUGAAGCCCACUCAGAUGGCGAGGUUUGAACAGCUCAUGUUCGUCUUCUUUUGAAUUUUUCCCUUUGCUAAACUAGACCCGCUGAUUGAAACUGUCGUUUGCUAUAUAACUUACGUAUUGUCUGCUUUGUGCGGAUCCAGGUAUUGAUUUUAUUGGACACUACUCCUGAUCAAUCUUUGCUUGCUGAGGGUGUCGCACGUGAAGUGGUUAACCGUAUUCAGAAAUUACGAAAAAAGGUAACGUCUUUUCAGUUCUUUACUUCAGCCGGUAAAACGACAUUUCUGCGCGGGUUCUUUCAGUCAUCUAAGGGUUAAACACGGCUUUUUCCUCAAGCGAUUUAAGCUGUAGCCAUAGUAAUCCUUGUAACCGUCAACAUAGUAACUCGACGAUGAAGAAGAGAAACAAAACAAAAGUGUCCUUAUAUAACGGAUGCUUCUUUAAAUUUAUGUGUUACAUCCUGUCAAUACGUUCAGCCUCAUUCACAGGUUUUUUAUACUUCUCGCAGUAGUAUAGUAGGCAGUAACCAUACGUUUGUAGUUUUAUCAGAACUAAGAACCAUAACGAUAAAAUACGAAAUUUGUAGGCCAAGCUCCAGCCCAGUGAUGACAUCACCAUUGUAUUUGACGUCACGCAAGGUGAACAAGACGCUGUCAAGGCCUUAAAUGACGUCAUGGCAUCACACAAAGAAUACAUUGAAGACAGUGUGAAGCAACCUCUAGUGCCUAGUACCCUCUCACCUUCUCUUUCGGAGAUAAUCCAAGAAAACACGGAGGUACUGUGUAUUCCCUCAACAAAUCUUGCAAAUUCCAGAAGUACGGAGGUCAGAGUGUUUACUUUUACUUUCUUUUUUAUAGGUGAAAGGCGCUGUGUUGGUGCUUAAGUUGCUGCGGGGUCGUCAGGGAUCAGAAGUGAAUACACAAGAGAGCUCAGGAUCGCCAGUGUGUGGUUUUGUCAACGUACAGCUAUGCGGAGUGGCCGGCAAGCCUCUUCAGGGGACUGUUCUACUAGAGAAUCCCCGCGGGACCACAGCUAUGAAUCUCAAUCAACUUCAGCGACAGGUAACAGUUUCAACAUCAUGUUCUCAGUUCUAUUGUGUUUAAUGUCACAUACGUCAGUCAUCUCUUACUUUUUAUGAAGUACUGUGAAGUUUUGUGUAUUCCCAGUUUGUCUUUACAACCCGUUUAGUUGAUGCACAAAUUCCCAGUUGUUUUUGUCAUUGAUUUUAGUAUUUUGUUGCUUCAAUCAUUGAGUUACCGUGUGUCCUUAUUUGAAACAGGUGGCCAUAAUGUUCAGUCAGCCUGAGAAAGCUAUAAAACUGUCUCUGUCAGCUUCUUGUGACUCCGGUAAGAUUUCCCACGGCUAAAUUUACUGUUGACAGGCAAUAGUUAAAAACAUUAACGGGACCCUUUUGACAAAAGCAGUUUAACAUUCCGUAUGUGUUGAGGAAGGGAACAAAUGAUCACCCGUAGGGAAGUUAUUCGGCUGAGUUACAGUGGCCAUGAGUAUGUUAUGUAACUAUAUUCUGACGGGAAGGCCUGAAAGGCGUGAAUGUGUUUGCCUGAAAACCUCAAUUGUCUUCAACUUAAACUGCGAUACAACCAUGUUCUGAAAUGGUGCAACAUCGCUUUGAGCUUUCUUUUUGGCCAUAACUAACAGGAAUAAUUAGGAUCAAGAUUUCCCCGGUAUUGGCAAAUGCUCCUAGUAUGCUUGUAUACCAGCUCCUAUCCGUAUAAGACAUGUAUUUUAAAAUAUAGAUAUAUAAUAGAGUUAAUAAUAUUAUUGUAGUUAUCAUGCUAAUAAGAUGUUUCUUGUUAUCUUUAUUGCAGUUCUUACCAACCAAGAAGUUUCCAAAUUAAAUGGAUCUCAACUCUAUGCUUUUGUCAAGGGCUGAGCUUCCCAUGUGCCAUUGUAUUUAGGAUUGUUCAAUGUUCUGCACAUCAAUUACCACAGUUUGAGCACUCUAAAUUCCGGGCCACUUUAAAUUUAUAACUUAUCACUCUGUAUUUCUGGCAACGUAUGAUGUCGAGUCAAUUUAAGCAGCACUCGUUCGCGGACUUGUGACUGCCUCCAGACAGGUAUCCGCAGUUCCCAUCAAACCUGACUCAAGUCGUAGUGAAGAACUAUGCCUUUUUGUUGGAUUGUUUAGUGUUAAACUUACAACGAGGAAAUCCUAAUUAGAUGGUAAUGUAUUUUCGCCGUGUCGUUUAUAAGUAAUUCAGAAGUGGUAUUUCUAGUCCUCACUUGAAAACGAAUCUCAAUAGAAAUAUAAUGAUCCUGCAAAACGAAAGAGAAUUUUUGAUUUUAGAUACAUGUUACAAUUUAGUAGUAUUUGAAUAGAAAAAAUUUUGAAGGGGAUGAUCUUUCCUGUUUGGGGGAGGGGGAGGGGUGGGAUUAGCCUGAGAAAACAGCCGACAUUUCGUGACGCCUCCUACGGUUUCCCCGCGAAAUGACGUCUGAGAAACGAGCGCAGAAAUUCCAUGCUGAUGACGUGUAACUACCCAGAUCUGGGUAGCGCUUCUGAUUGGUUGAAGCAAACUUCACACGCCCACGACCACGACUUGGAAAAGCUGAUGAAAUACCAAAGCUACUAGUGGAGGAUUUUCCUCGUGUGUAAAACCACGACAAUUACAUUUCAUCUGUUUCACGUUACAGUAUAUCUCAGGCAAUCUACCAGACUUUCCAUUCUAAAUGACAGUCGGACCCUAAGCCAUUUUGUUAGUCUUCAAGCAAGCGCUUCAAAGUGAGUUUGCUCACAGACUCAGCACAGUUUGAAUGAAUUAAAAAAAGUAUUUUAACUUCCUUUAUUGUUAUUACUCGCACUGGGAACUUUUAAACGAGAGUAAUAUGUCUCUUGAAGCGUUAGUGAUGAGUAAGAAAACUUGAUACGU
Molecule: messenger RNA, 17879 nt
Organism: Porites lobata
Lineage: Eukaryota; Metazoa; Cnidaria; Anthozoa; Scleractinia; Poritidae
Source: the annotation of a GenBank genome assembly